CCUUCACUGAAUUACCUACAUGUAGGCAAUUUCCACUUUCAUUAUUGCAUCUUUAGGCAACAAAGCUACCUACAUACAUAGACCGAGAAAUCUAAUGUAUACAUCUCGCCAUCUGAGUUUCUUAGAAUUCUCAUCACCCUCAAGGGAUAUGAAAGGUGAAAUAAACAUGAAAAAUGACGUGACACGUCUUAUAUUGGGGAUUUUACAUUCUACCUUACAGGCCAUAUCAUGGACGCAUUCUUGAAAGGAACCAAGCGAAAGUCAUCCGCUGUGGAAGACUCGUUUCUAGUCGAUGAUAAUGAAUCGACAGACGUGAAGCUGGCAAUUCUCUCGUCAUUGCACUCUAAUAUCAGCCAGGAAGCCCUACUGGAAUCACUCUUAGAACAUGACGGUUCUGUUCGAGCUGCUUCCGCUUCUCUGGCUGAGGAUCGAUCAGCAUCGCCAAAGAAGAAACGAAACAGCGCUAUUGGUUAUCAGUCUUCGCUUAGACUAUUUGCGUCCAAGUCUUCGACUAGAGAACGACCCAUGUCACCGAAGAAGGCGAGAAACCUUUCCAAGAAAGGGACGACGCUUCAUUUGUAUGAUCCUGAGGAUGUAGCCGAACAUACACCUUGCAGUAUCAUUCAUAAUUUUCUACCAUCAGAUGAGGCUAACGAGCUUCUCAAAGAAAUGUUAAGCGAAUCUAGUUCGUUCGAUAAAAUCACAUUCAAAUUAUUUGAUAACGUGGUCCAGAGCCCACAUACAUCGAGCUUCUACGUGGGGACGGAAGCCGAAAUCAACACUCAGAAACAUGAUUAUUUCUACAACGGGGCCCGAUUGACGGACGUACGGCCUAUCACUCCUCAACUUUUGCAUGUUCGCCCAAAGGUUCAAGAAGCGGUAAAUAGAGAAAUUCAAACCCGUAUCAAGACUCGUUACCCCGGCGGACGAAAGUUGAAGUAUCAGUCUCCGGAUCCAUGGUCACCGAAUUGUGCCUUUGUCAAUUGUUACAAUGGGCCUCAGGAGAGCGUUGGCUAUCAUAGCGACCAACUAACCUACUUGGGUCCGCGGGCUGUAAUAGGCUCGCUUUCCUUAGGUGUGGCAAGAGAAUUUCGUGUUAGACGGAUCACGCCAAAAGACUUUGAUACUAGCCCUACAGAUGAUCCGGACGCUGAAGGACAAAUAUCUAUUCACCUUCCACAUAAUUCCCUCUUGGUUAUGCAUGCUGAGAUGCAAGAGGGAUGGAAACAUAGUAUCGCCACGGCCCAAGCGAUUGAUCCUCACCCCAUUGCAGGCAACCGGAGGAUCAAUAUCACAUACCGGGAUUACAAGCCAAGUUUCCACGCAAAAUAUACGCCGAGAUGCAAAUGUGGCAUUCCCGCCAUACUAAGGGUCGUUCAAAAGAAGAAAGAAAACCAAGGAAAAUAUUUCUGGAUGUGUCACGGCGGAAAUGUACCUGGUAAAGAGAAUUGCUCAUUCUUCCAAUGGGGCGACUUCGAUGACGACGGAAAUCCUAGCUGGGACAAGUCACGAUAUAAAUUUGCCCAGAACAAUGACGAUUUCGAGAACGGGAUACAAUGAUAUGCUUUUAGUGCCUUCGAUACAAGUGAAUAUAGAAAACGAUAUUCCCCGUUACUACCACCCAAUCUCGAUCUUCAUUCGCAACUUUAGGGUUUUAUGGCUCAACAUAGAGCGGCGGACGAUUGUAACCAUCAACCUGUUUCACGUUUAAGUUGCCGACAUCUAAGUCGUUGAAAACCCUCAGGUUAAUCGGUGUUUGCGACAACCCUCCCCUGACGAACUCUCGCAGGCCUUCGGGUAGCUUGUUGAGCUCCUCCUCGGAGAUCGGUGGUAUGUUGUUAUGAACCGAUAUCCCACAUGUUUUACAAAAAGACUUCUCGGCCAGCUUGGUACCAAAUUUAUAGUACGCGAGAUUUUCUUCACCUUCAAUCUCGACCUGGUCUUUCUGAGGAUAUAACCAUACGUAACCCAUCUAUAUUACAUUCCAUGAUGGUUUCUGU
This is a messenger RNA of Daldinia loculata, 2000 nucleotides long. RefSeq lists its product as uncharacterized. The coding region runs from base 229 to 1560 and encodes 443 amino acids. The transcript is spliced from 2 exons. Gene Ontology annotation, biological process: DNA repair; DNA alkylation repair. The record is from RefSeq and is a predicted model, not a curated record. Gene Ontology annotation, cellular component: nucleus. Gene Ontology annotation, molecular function: dioxygenase activity; zinc ion binding. Lineage: Eukaryota; Fungi; Ascomycota; Sordariomycetes; Xylariales; Hypoxylaceae.